CUGCUGGUAGUUGGGCAGUAGGCAAGGCCGUACGCGGAAGAAACCGCGGCAGCCUGCCCAGCGCAAGAAAAUAGCCGCAACCCAACCGAUCGUGCGGAAGCAAUCAAGCCGCGGCGCGUGAAAGCGUCCCGUCCCCGUUUCGCUGGCCAUCCCCGCAAAGCAGAAGGUUUUGCUUUGCGCGUCCUCCCAAUCCGUGGCUAGCGGUCCCCUGUUUCCUGCCCAGCUCGCCGGCGUUCCCCUUCCUCCGCUGCUGCCAGUGGUUGGAGAUGACACAUAUGUUUCCAAGGGAAGGUGCCUCAUCUAGCUCAACCUCAAUGAGCAGCCAAAGGAGUGAAACUCAUGAUGAUAGGAUGAUUGCAAUGGUUCUCUCCGAAGAAUAUGCCAAGUUAGAUGGUGCUAUGGCCAAGCGUCUUACUAAUUUAACAUCAAUUCCUCAUGUUCCCCGUAUUAACACAUACUUCCCAACAUAUAGUGAUGCCACUAUGGACCAUUAUCGCCUCCUUGAUAGGCUAAAUGCAUACGGCUUGUUUGAGGUGAGAGUAUCUGGUGAUGGAAAUUGUCAGUUUCGUGCACUCUCAGACCAACUAUAUAGAUCACCUGAUUAUCACAAGCAUGUUCGAAAGGAGAUUGUAAAGCAGCUCAAGAAAUGUAACACCUUAUAUGAAGGUUAUGUUCCAAUGAAAUAUAAAAAAUAUUGCAAGAAAAUGAAGAAGUCUGGUGAAUGGGGUGACCAUGUCACGCUACAAGCAGCUGCUGACAAGUUUGCUGCAAAGAUAUGUCUCCUAACAUCAUUCAGAGAUACAUGUUUUGUUGAAAUUGUUCCGCAAUAUCAAGCUCCACAGAGAGAGAUUUGGCUGAGUUUCUGGUCCGAAGUUCACUAUAACUCACUGUACGAUGCUCGAGAUCUCCCAAGCAAAUACAAGCCUAGGAAGAAGCACUGGUUGUUGUUUUAAUAUCCAUGCGGGGAGUUUGCUUCAUACUGGUGGAUUCAUAUUGUUUGACCCUUUCUACCACCGUCCGCCAAAUGAUGCACCGUACAGCUACAGCAUGAUCCAGGCAUACAGCAGUAGGUGUAGAGUUACAAUGCUGAACCUGAGCAAUGUGAAUAGAUAUUCUUAAUACAGGUUGACUGUAAUGCCCUGUCUUAUUUGUUCACUGUGUAUAUUCUUUAUUUAUACUGCUACAUGUUAGCUCUAUUCAUCAGUUC
This is a messenger RNA of Zea mays, 1207 nucleotides long. Its product is annotated as Cysteine proteinases superfamily protein. Gene Ontology annotation, molecular function: cysteine-type deubiquitinase activity. The record is from RefSeq and is marked provisional. The transcript is spliced from 10 exons. Lineage: Eukaryota; Viridiplantae; Streptophyta; Magnoliopsida; Poales; Poaceae. Gene Ontology annotation, biological process: protein deubiquitination. The coding region runs from base 267 to 953 and encodes 228 amino acids.